UGUGCCUCCGUAUAACUGAACUACGAUUUAUGAUAAUACAUCGAAGGUUCAGUAUAUUAUACUUGCUUGUGUCACUACCGUGGUUCCCGAGAUUUACUCAUUGGGUGUGCUAUACCAACCUUUCUGGCCUGUUAUUCGUCGACCCUCCCGUCUAACUGCGCCGAUCUGCAGGGCACUUGCACAGCACGGCAUCUAACCGUUUGUUGAUAAUCUGGGUGCCGUUCUUGGAGGCGCGAUCUACGGAAGCUUACAUGCGAAGAGCGUAUAUCUGUAUCAGCAGGACUGCAGUUCUUGUCGGCUGUUCUACGUGACAUAUGACUGUUCGUAUCAGCGAGACGCCGAUUUUCACCCGAAUAGACCACUAGAGCCACCGCGACAAUGGCCUCGACAAAUACCAAGGAACGUGGGAUCCGCAUUGCGAUUGAUCGGGGCGGUACAUUCACCGACUGCGUUGGCACACUCAAUGGCCAAGACAUUGUCAUCAAACUGCUCUCUGAGGAUCCCGCAAAUUACGACGAUGCGCCUCUCGAGGGUAUCCGUCGCAUCAUGAGCCAUUUCCUUGACCGCGAGAUACCCCGUGGCGAGCCCCUCGACACUUCCAAGAUCGAUAGCAUACGCAUGGGAACCACAGUCGCCACGAAUGCCCUGCUAGAGCGGAAGGGUGAGAGGAUAGCCCUCGUCGUUACUAAGGGCUUCAAGGACUGUCUCUCUAUCGGCAACCAGAGCCGGCCGAAAAUCUUCGAUUUGGCCAUACGAAAACCCGAUGUGCUCUACGAACAAGUCGUGGAGGUCGACGAAAGAGUAACGCUAGAGGAUUACGCGGAAGACCCCGAGAGGCGCCAGGCCAAGGCACAUGUCAAAGUUGGUGAACAGGGGUCGGAAAAGGAGGAUCUUGUCAUCGGCUUGUCUGGAGAAGCGGUCCGAGUGCUGCGGCGACCCGAGGGCCAUGGCAUCAGGAAACAACUGCAAGAAAUCCACGACAAGGGAAUCAGAACCAUAGCCGUAUGUCUAAUGCAUGGGUACACCUUCCCUGACCAUGAAGCGCUUGUCGGCAAGAUAGCCAAGGAAGUUGGAUUUACGCAUAUAUCGCUGAGUCAUGAGCUCAUGCCUAUGAUCAAGCUCGUGUCGAGAGCAACCAGCGUCUGUGCGGAUGCUUACUUGACCCCGGCCAUCAAAAAGUACAUAUCUGGGUUCCAAAAGGGUUUCGAGGGCGGCUUGGGAACCCGGAGUGUUUUGGAUCAACAAGGCAACAAGGGAGCACGUUGCGAGUUCAUGCAAAGUGACGGCGGUCUAGUCGACGUUGAAAAAUUCACAGGCUUGAAAGCCAUCUUGUCCGGCCCAGCUGGUGGUGUCGUCGGUUAUGCGAUAACGAGUUACGACGAGAAGACCAAAACUCCAGUUAUUGGUUUCGACAUGGGCGGCACAUCAACCGACGUGUCUAGAUAUGGCGAAGGACGGUACGAGCAUGUCUUUGAAACGACCACCGCUGGAGUGACGAUACAAUCUCCUCAACUAGAUAUCAACACUGUUGCAGCAGGUGGAGGUAGUAGGUUAUUCUUCAAGAACGGUCUUUUUGUUGUUGGACCCGAGUCAGCUGGCGCGCACCCUGGUCCAGCUUGUUAUCGAAAAGGAGGCCCGGCAACCGUCACAGAUGCGAACCUGUUCUUGGGACGCCUUCUACCUGAAUUUUUCCCAAAGAUCUUCGGAAAGAACGAAGACGAAGGUCUGGACCCUGAUGCAAGUAAGAAGGUCAUUCAAGAACUUGCCGAUCAGAUCAACAACGAGACUGGAAAGAACAUGAGUUUAGAUGAAGUGGCAUAUGGCUUUUUGACUGUUGCUAAUGAGUCCAUGACGAGACCCAUCAGGUCAAUCACCGAGGCAAAGGGCCAUGAUUCUUCGAAACACAGGCUUGCGACGUUUGGUGGCGCAGGCGGCCAACAUGCUGUUGCUAUUGCAGAGGCACUGGGCGUUCAGCAAAUCCUGGUCCAUAGAUACUCAUCAGUCUUGUCCGCCUACGGUAUGGCACUAGCUGAUGUCGUCGACGAGCGCCAGGAACCCGAUUCAAAGGUGUGGGAAAAUCAAGGCGAAGCGGUAAACGAGCUCAAAUCUAAGAUGGCAAAACUCAAGGAUAAGUCUCUGCAAGCCCUGAAAGACCAAGGGUUUAGUGACGAGGAUAUAGUGUUUGAAGAGUACCUGAAUAUGCGAUAUCGAGGUACCGAGUCUGCACUCAUGAUAGUCAAGCCGAGCAAAGGCGAUGAUAUUGAAGAAUGGGACUUCGGCAAGGCGUUUGUAAAACACCACCGUUACGAAUUCGGUUUCACCCUGGACGAAAGAGAUAUCAUUGUGGACGACGUUCGAGUCCGCGGUAUCGGCAAAAGCUUCAGAUACCAGGACAAAACCGUCGAUGAGCAACUUAAGGAAGUCAAGCGACAGGAUAUUGGCGACAAGAAUUCUUUCACUAAAUCGCAAGUUUACUUCGACGGCGGGAGACUCGAGACUCCCAUCUACAAGUUGAAGGAUCUGGAUGUGGGCGAUGAGGUUCAGGGACCUGCAAUGCUUGCAGACGGAACACAAACAAUCGUCGUCACGCCCAAAGCAAAGGCAACUAUCCUCAGGACGCACGUUGUCAUCGACCUUGUCAAAGAUGCUAAGGAUUUGCAAAAGGACGAUGCUUCAAAACGGGACGUUGAUCCUAUUUUGCUUAGCAUAUUUGGACACAGAUUUAUGGCUAUUGCCGAGCAAAUGGGUCGAGCAUUGCAGAAGACCAGUGUGAGCACGAACGUCAAGGAGCGCCUUGACUUUUCCUGCGCCAUCUUCGAUGCAAGUGGUGGCCUGGUUGCCAAUGCGCCACAUCUUCCUGUGCACCUGGGCUCGAUGUCGACCUGUGUGCGCACUCAAGCUAAAAUAUGGGAAGGAAAACUGAAGAAGGGUGACGUAAUCAUCUCAAACCACCCAUCAUACGGUGGCACUCACUUGCCCGAUAUAACCUUACUUAUGCCUGCAUUCAACGAGAAGGGAGACAAGAUUCUGUUUUACGCUGCAUCAAGAGCCCAUCAUGCUGAUAUUGGUGGCAUAACCGCCGGCAGCAUGCCGCCUCAUUCCAGAGAAUUGUUCCAGGAAGGUGCAGCUAUCAAGAGCGAGAAGAUUGUCAGUGAGGGCAAGUUCAAUGAAGAGCGAAUCACAGAGCUUCUCUACAAGGAGCCUGCCAAAUAUCCAGGCUGCAGCGGUACGAGGUGCUUGGCUGACAACAUCAACGAUCUGCGAGCGCAGGUAUCUGCCAACCAAAAGGGCAUCUCGCUCAUCGAAAGUCUCAUUGACGAGUAUGGUGAGGAGACCGUACAGUUCUACAUGGUCAAUAUUCAAAACAACGCCGAGAACUGUGUCCGAGAGCUGUUGAAGAAAGUCUCCAAGAAGUUUGAAGGAAAGGACCUUUCAGCAGUAGAUUUCAUGGAUGAUGGGAGUCCUAUUCGUCUACGUGUCACUAUUGAUGCUGAAAAGGGCGAAGCUGUGUUUGAUUUCGAAGGUACAGGCCCCGAAGUCUACGCCAACAUCAACGCGCCCGAAGCAGUUUCUUACAGUGCCAUCAUCUACUGUCUACGUUGUCUCAUCUCCGAAGACAUUCCCCUAAAUCAGGGCUGUCUAAAGCCUAUCACCGUCAAGAUCCCACCAAAAUCUCUGCUCUCACCUUCCACUGGUGCUGCAGUCGUUGGUGGAAAUGUGCUCACAAGCCAGCGUGUUACAGAUGUCAUUUUCAAGGCUUUCGAGGCUUGUGCUGCUUCUCAAGGUGACUGUAACAACCUCACCUUUGGGUUCGGUGGAAAUGUCACCGGCGAGAAGGAGGUCAGAGGAUUUGGGUAUUAUGAAACAAUUGCCGGUGGUUCAGGUGCUGGUCCUGAUUGGGAUGGUACCAGCGGUGUACACACUCACAUGACCAAUACGCGCAUUACGGACUCGGAAGUGUUUGAGAGACGGUACCCAGUCAUCCUACGAGAGUUCUCUCUCCGCAAAGGCUCGGGAGGUAAGGGCCAGCAUGACGGAGGAGAUGGUGUGAUCCGUGACAUCGAGUUCCGAAUCCCUGUCCAAGUCUCUAUCCUGAGUGAGCGGAGAGUUUACAGACCAUAUGGUCUCGCAGGCGGCGAAGACGCCGAGUGUGGUCUCAAUAUUUGGGUCAGACGUGUGGCCAAGAGUAACCCGGAGAAGGACCUGACAGCGCGUCAUGGGCAUGCCAAUGUCGAUGAUGACGAAGUUGAGUAUGAGGAGAGAUACAUCAACAUGGGUGCGAAGAACUCUGCACCAUUCAAUGCAGGUGAUAGGAUCAUCAUCAAUACACCUGGUGGUGGUGGCUGGGGUAAGGUCGGCGAGAAGAAGGCCCACAGACAACAAAAGGACCCUACCGAAGCGUGGAAACAGGGUAGUCAUGGAAGCCGGGAAUCUACUGCGCUACAAGUGUAACAUGAGAGAAUGAACAUUCCUGUAUCAAUUGGGAAAUCCUGGGUCUGUUAGAUGAACAUGGGUUCUUCAGAAUACUUCAAACUACAUACGGAAUACAUUCCACAUUCCACCAAAUAAGGUACUAUUGUCGUUCUAGGAUACUGUCCUCUGUCACUACUCAUUACGACGCAUGUGACGUUAC
Messenger RNA from Truncatella angustata, 4633 nucleotides. RefSeq names its product hydantoinase B/oxoprolinase. Gene Ontology annotation, molecular function: 5-oxoprolinase (ATP-hydrolyzing) activity. Gene Ontology annotation, biological process: glutathione metabolic process. The record is from RefSeq and is a predicted model, not a curated record. The transcript has 4 exons. The coding region runs from base 379 to 4452 and encodes 1357 amino acids. Gene Ontology annotation, cellular component: cytosol. NCBI's taxonomy places the organism in Eukaryota, Fungi, Ascomycota, Sordariomycetes, Amphisphaeriales, Sporocadaceae.